Molecule: messenger RNA, 1980 nt
Organism: Rotaria sp. Silwood2
Lineage: Eukaryota; Metazoa; Rotifera; Eurotatoria; Philodinida; Philodinidae
Source: the annotation of a GenBank genome assembly
AUGUCAUCUGAAUGGCCCGAUGCACAACUAUCAAAUAUACAGAAGACUUUGCAAAACAGUUGGCAAAUUCCAUAUAUAUCAUUAUUUGCUCGUAUAUUUUGUGAUGCUUUUCAAUUAUUUGAUUUUCAUCAAGAAGAAUUAGAAGAUGCUUUAUUAUCGGAUAAUCCAAACGAAAUACAUCCAUUUUUACAAGAACUUCUCAUAUCUCUUCUCUCCGGAUUGACACGGUUACAUGUCAAUUCGAGUAAUAUGUUUGUUGUACUUACCAAUGCACUCAAACGAUGUGAUCUGAAUAUUAAUUUUUCGACUCCAUCAACUACAAUGACAGUAUCUGAUGAUUCAAUAGCAACAACAGAUUGGCAUGAAAUGUCUAUUUUUGAAAAGGUUACUGUACUUCGUGCUUUAUGUGACGCACGAUUAAAUAAAGCUGAUAUUGAUCAAGUAACUGAGAAUAUGCCAGCUGAUUCUCUUCGUUUUGAACCAUUUGGUGAAGAUUCACGUGGAAAUAAAUUAUGGUAUUUUGGUGAUACAAGACUUUAUUGUGAUUCACGGAAUAAAAAUACUGAAACAUCAACAUGGGAAUGUGUAUGUCGUACAUUAGACGAAUGGAAUGUUUUUAUUGAAAAUUUUCGUAAAUUAUGUUCAAAAAAGAAUUCGAGUAUUAAAGAUCGAAAAUUAUUAGAACGUCUAAUAGCAUUGAAUGCUGAUUUACCCGAUAUAUAUUCACGUAAAGAUCGUGAAAGACAUCGUCGUUGGACAACAUAUGAACCAAAACGUACAUCAACACGUCUUGAAGCUAAACGACAACAACGUCUUGAAUUAGAAGAAAUAACACAAGAACAAAAAGCACGACAUGAUAAAUUUCUUGAAUUUAAAAGGCGACAAGAAGAAAUUAUUGCUAGAGAAAAAGAACGUCUAGAACGUAAUGAACGUGUUAAAAGAAGAGAAGAACGUGCAGAUCGAAUUCGUCGACGAACAGCAGCUGGAUCAUUACAAGGUAUUGAUGGUUCAGAAUUUUCAGAAAAUAGCAAUACAUCAUCAACAUUAAAUGAUGAAAAUCAUCAUCCAAUUGAUACUCAUGAUAUACAUCAAAAAGUAUUAACACUAUUAAGAACAAAUGAAAAUAGUUGGCCAUUUCUUGAACCUGUUACUGAAGAAUUAGCACCAAAUUAUUUCUCAAUAAUACAGAAUCCAAUAGAUCUUUCAAAGAUACAACAAAAAAUAAAUAAUAAAAUUUAUGUUAAUAAUUCCGCAGAAUUUAUUCAAGAUAUUGAGUUAAUGGUUGCUAAUUGUGAACAGUACAAUGGCAAACGAAGCAUAUUAGGUCGAUUAGCUAAUCGUCUUCUAUAUUAUUUUAAAGAAUGCUGGUCUGAAUGUCAACCAGUUACACCACAAUUUGAUGAUGAUAUAGAUGUUUUAAAUCAUAGAGAAAAUCCAUUAAGAAAAUCAACAAUUAUAACACGAGAUAAAAAUAAUAAUACAAGAACAAGAAAGAAUUAUCGACAAUUAGCUGGUCUAAGUGAUGAUGAUGAUGAUGAUAAGGAACCUGAAUAUAUGCCAAUACCAAAUUCGAAACGAGCUCGUCAUUCAGUUCCUCCUGUACCAAUAUAUAUAACUGUUGAUGCAAAUUCUCCUGCAUAUGUUGUUUAUCAUGAUCAUUCAUAUUUUAUUCGUCAUGAAUCAAUAGAUGAAUUACAACGACGUAAAACAUCAAUUCCAACAAAUAAUAUUCAAUCGAAUAUAGAAGAAAAACCAUCUGUUCAAGUUCUUAAUCAAUUACUUCUUGAACGUCCACAAAAAACGAAAAUUUUUCAAUCAGAUUCUUCAACAUCAACAACUCCUAUUGAUUUUACUGCUAUUCUUCGUGCAUUAUUAGUUAAACAAGGACAUCAAUUAACAUCAACUAUACCUAAAGAAACACUUGAAACUAAAAUAAAUGAUAAUACAUCUCCGUUUUCAUCAUCAACAGCUACUUUAUAA